CUCGACUGCACGCCCUCCUCCACCACCUCCCACCUCCCACCCAGCGCCCCCACACCCGCACGCGCUGUCCACCAUGGGAGACACCGAGUCCUUCCUCCACCUCGCCCGCCCGCUCGGCCCAGCGCCCGUGGGAGCGCAGCCCUCAACAGCCCCGCUAAGCGUCGUGAUACAACCACAAGCCGUCUUCUCCAUCCUCGACCACUCCCUCCGCCGCCCCGCCGACCAAGACCGCGUCAUCGGCACGCUCCUCGGCACGCGCACCGAAGACGGCACCGAAGUCGAGAUCCGCAACUGCUAUGCAGUCCCGCACACGGAGACGGCCGAGCAGGUCGAGGUGGACAUGGACUACCAGAAGCAGAUGCUGGCGCUGCACCUGCGCGCGAACCCCCGCGAGGUGCUCGUCGGCUGGUACGCCACCAGCUCCGAGCUCAACACCUUCUCCGCCCUGAUCCAGAACUUCUACUCGCAGCAGGGCGACGGCACGUUCCCGCACCCGGCGGUGCAUCUGACGGUCAGCACAGUCCCCGGCAAGGACAUCGAGGCGCGGACGUACAUCAGCGCGCCGAUUGGCGUGACGGCGGAGCGGGCGGCCGACAGCUGUCUCUUCAUCCCCGUGCCACACGAGCUCAAGUACGGCGAGGCGGAGAAGAGCGGGCUGGAGCUCAUCUCGGGCGCCAAGGACCGCGAGGACCGCUCGCAGGGAAUCCUGACGGACAUCGAGGCGCUGGAGCGCGCAGUGCAGCAUGUGCUGGAUAUGCUGGAGCGCGUGUCGAAUUACGUGAAUAAUGUGCUGGAUGAGGAGGCGACGCCGAGCUCGGCGCUGGGCCAGUUUCUGAUGAAUGCGUUGAGUUUGGCGCCGAAGGUGGAUCCGCAGGAUAUUGAGAGGGAUUUCAACAACCACAUCCAAGACGUCCUAGUCGUCUCCUACCUCGCCAACACAAUCCGCACCCAAAUCGACCUCUCCAACCGCCUUGCCACCGCCGCCCUCACCAUGGGCACCGGUGACCCACUAGGUGGUGCUGCCGGCGACGGCGAGCGAAAGGAGGGCGGCGGCGGCAGGGGACGAGGUGGAAGGGGGCGCGGUGGCGGGAAUCGCGGGGACCGAAACAACAACAGGGACAGAGAGAGCGAGCAGUAGACGGUGUCCGUUUCCCCGAAUUCAAACAUCCCAGUCUUGGCUUGUGGGCUCUUAGUGUGAUUGCAUUUCUUGUGCGGCAAAAAGGGCGUUUGGUUGGUCUGUCUCGGUCUAGGAUUGGAGGCGGGCCAUGGGAUGUGGGAUUGAUCGAUCGAUAGACGCCAUGAUUAUGAGCAUGGAUGGGAUUGCAGAUUUGAUCUGUACUAUGUGGAAACCUCAUGAGGUCCGUUAAGAGGCAAUUGAAAGAAAAAGACAAAACAUAUGCAUUUUCAC
Molecule: messenger RNA, 1408 nt
Organism: Mytilinidion resinicola
Lineage: Eukaryota; Fungi; Ascomycota; Dothideomycetes; Mytilinidiales; Mytilinidiaceae
Product: eukaryotic translation initiation factor 3 subunit F
Exons: 3
Coding region: 74-1138 (354 amino acids)
Biological process (GO): translational initiation
Cellular component (GO): eukaryotic translation initiation factor 3 complex, eIF3m
Molecular function (GO): translation initiation factor binding; translation initiation factor activity; metallopeptidase activity
Source: RefSeq, a predicted model, not a curated record